This is a messenger RNA of Coccomyxa subellipsoidea C-169, 1879 nucleotides long. Its product is annotated as cytochrome P450, C-22 desaturase. The record is from RefSeq and is a predicted model, not a curated record. Lineage: Eukaryota; Viridiplantae; Chlorophyta; Trebouxiophyceae; Coccomyxaceae. The transcript is spliced from 11 exons. Bases 263 to 1879 code for a protein of 538 amino acids. Gene Ontology annotation, molecular function: iron ion binding; oxidoreductase activity, acting on paired donors, with incorporation or reduction of molecular oxygen; heme binding. Gene Ontology annotation, biological process: sterol metabolic process.
GCCAUCAACUCCUGCUCAAGGGGACGUCAGAGCUUGAGUCCUCCCUUGUUGGUCUGGUUCAGGUCAUAUUUGUCGAUUCUAUAGAUGCGUUGACCAUUCUUGUCCCGGAAAAAAGACGACUUUUUAGCUGAAAAAGUCAACGACGUGUCGGUGGAGACCAAGGGACGUGAGAGUGACGAUCUGCGCCGGGUCGAGGGUUGAGGAUCCACUUUAAGGUUUGUCAACACAAGAUCGUGAGCCAAGGCAGCGUGUUUUCGCCGCUAUGUUGAACGCAAGCGAGCUUCUUCUUGGUACCGCAGGACUGGAACUGAUGCAAUGGACUACCACGAAUGACACGGUAAUGGUUUCGGGCAAGCCACCAUUACGCGAUUUGGGCUCUCCAUCCAUCAGCUACUGGAAGCUCGCAAUGGCGCUCGUAGUGCUCUUUCUCACAUGGGAGCAAGCAUAUUUUCUUGCCAAAAGGAGGCGGAGGUCUGGCAAGAUGCUGCCGGGGCCGUCAUACGCAGUGCCGCUGGUGGGGGGCGUCGUACAAAUGGUGCUGGACCCCUACAAGUUCUGGGAGGACCAGCGCAAGGCCGCCUUCCCUGGGCUGUCGUACAACUCCAUCCUGGGCAAGCUGAUGGUGUUCAGCACGGACGUGGACGUGUCGCGGCGCAUGCUGUCGGUCAACGACGAGUCAUCCUUACUAAUGGCCGUGCACCCCUCGGCCAAGGCCAUCCUGGGCCCCAACAAUCUGGCCUUCAUGCAUGGCCCCGCGCACAAGGCCAUCCGCAAAUCUUUCCUCGCGCUCUUCACGCGCAAGGCGCUUGGGACUUAUGUGGAGCUGCAAGACGGCGUGGUGCGUGCCCAUAUCGCCGACUGGCUCGCGGCCGCGCAGGGCCGGGAGAUCGAGAUCCGCCACUUCAUCAGGGACAUGAACGCGGCGACGUCGCAGCACGUGUUUGCCGGGCCGUACUUGGACGACGGCGCGGAGAGGGAGAAAUUCAGCGCAGCUUUCAUGGACAUGACUCAGGGGUUCCUGGCGUUUCCGCUGUGCCUGCCAGGCACUCAGGUGUGGAAGGGCAAGCAGGGGCGGCUGUUCAUCCUGGGCGUCCUGCGAAAGGCAGCCGCACGCAGCAAGGCCGCACUGCAGGCUGGAGUGGAGCCGCGGUGCCUGAUGGACUUCUGGGCGCUGCGCUGCCUGGAGGAGAUUGCAGAGUCCGAGGCGGCCGGAGAGGCGCCCCCCGGACACACUAGCGAUGAGGCAAUGGCGGACACUAUCAUGGACUUUCUGUUUGCCAGCCAGGACGCGUCCACCGCCUCGCUCGUCUGGCUCACUGCCAUCCUCGCCCAGCGCCCAGACGUCCUCCAAAAGGUGAGGGAGGAGCAGGCGCGGCUGAGGCCAGAGGCGAGUGCCACGAUUACGGGCGAUGUGCUGAAUCAGAUGACAUACUCGCGCCAGGUCGUGAAAGAGGUGCUGCGCUACCGGCCGCCCGCCCCCAUGGUGCCCCAGAUCACUCAGGCGGAGUUCCCUCUGACUGAGGACUACACCGCUCCCAAGGGGGCGCUGCUCAUGCCAUCCCUCAUUGCUGCCUCCAUGCAGGGCUUCACGGACGCGCACGCGUUUGACCCGGACCGCUUUGGACCCGAGCGCAAGGAGGACAUGACGUGCGCCAAGAACUUUCUGACGUUUGGGUGUGGGCCGCACUACUGCGUGGGCCGCGAGUACGCCUCCAACCACCUCAUCGUCUACCUGGCAAUACUGGCCACCAGCUGCGACUGGACGAGGCGCAGGACUGAGGCAUCGGCGGAUGACGCCAGCAACUGGCUCUACCUACCCACCAUCUACCCCCAUGACUCCCUCAUAACCCUGCACCCUAGAGGGGCACUGAGCGCUUGA